Messenger RNA from Mycena indigotica, 1455 nucleotides. RefSeq lists its product as uncharacterized. Lineage: Eukaryota; Fungi; Basidiomycota; Agaricomycetes; Agaricales; Mycenaceae. The record is from RefSeq and is a predicted model, not a curated record. The transcript is spliced from 6 exons. Bases 1 to 1455 code for a protein of 484 amino acids. Gene Ontology annotation, cellular component: checkpoint clamp complex. Gene Ontology annotation, biological process: DNA repair; cellular response to ionizing radiation; DNA replication checkpoint signaling.
AUGCAGGCUACUCUUGACGCGUCUGGUCUCAAACCUUUCACUCGUGCACUCGCGUGCUUAUCUCGCUACGGUGACGACUUGGCCAUAUAUGCCACUCGGGACGCGCUUUCCCUGUCUACCACCAACUCAUCUAAAUCUGCCUAUUCACGAUUCAAAUACACGCGUCAAUUCUUUUCUAAAUACUCGGUUGGAGAGCCAGAUGCGUGGUCUCGCGAUGCGGAGGACGAAUUUGCGGUCACUGGCCAGCUGUUGACCAAAUCUUUGCUUUCAAUUCUCAGACAGAGGACCACCGAAAAAUCGGUCGAGCGUUGUGAACUUUCAAUUGUUGAGGGAACCGCGGGUUCUGAUGCUCGUGUCGACGAUGAUCGAGACGGUCUAGAAAGUCGACUCAUCGUCCGAUUACACUGUAAACACGGCGAGUUGGCCACAGCCGUCAAAACCUUUAUAGCUCAUGUACCUACAGGUGUAAUCAAGACCCACAGACUAUUGCUCCUCAGUCUCACCUCCUUUUUGGCUCCUGGUGUACCGGACACGGACAACGAGUCGCACCUAGCCGUGGGGCCACGCGCUCUGAAGGACAUGAUUGAACAUUUCCCAGUCCCAAAAGGGACUCGUUCUGACCCACAGUUGAUUUGGAACUUUGGGGAGGCAGAAGUGGAAGUCAAGAGUUAUGAAUCGUCGUUGGAAACACGAGGGCGAUUGGAGCUCUCGACCGAGCUUAAAAUUAGCGCAGAGGAGUUCGACUUGUAUGACAUUUAUGUAGCACCCAUCACCAUCGCAUUCCACCUUCGUGAAUUCAAUGCCACGAUUGCUUUCGCAGAGUCGAUGUCACUUCCUCUGGGUCUACGUUUCACUGAUCCUGCCGCACCACUAUUCAUCGACGUAGAAGGCGAUAAUUCAGAGACGCUUUUCGUCAUUUCCACCAGUCAAGUCCCUGGAGCGCCAGCACCCACCCAGGCAUCCAUCAAUUCCAGAAAACGCAACAGAGAGGAAACUCCACGCGAAUCUACCCGAAUGCGCAAGUCUAUGAAGGCUGUUCAGAGAUCAGACGCCGCCUCGGUUGCUCAUUCAGAAGCAGACCGAGCUUCAAGGUCUCAAUCAACGACACGAACAGCGUUAUCAGCCUCUAUGCCUCCCCCACCGCCGCCUCAACCUUCCUUCGGGAAUAGAGACGGUGAUAUAGACAUGGAUGAACCAAGUGUCGUGGAAAGGGAGCCUUUGUUUUUACCUGCCUCCUCGCAAAUGUCACAGGCAGAACUAGAAGUGCUCAAAGAAACCGGGCUGGGUAUCGAGAAUAUGAGUGCUGCUGAACUUGAUAUGAUGCUCGGAGAAGAUGACCUAGAUACUAGUAGUAUUCAAGGCUCCCCCGAACCACCAGAUCGCCCGGAAAUGGAGUUUGCUGCGACGCAAUCGUCGGAUGACCGCUCCAGGUUCCAUCCUCUGUUCGAAGAUUGA